AUGGCUACGAACUUCACAGAUUUAAAUGGUAUUGCUAAUGAGAAGUUCACUAUACUUUCGGGUGAUAAUGCUAAGCACAUUGCAGACCCGCUCAACGAAAAAAAAUGCGAGUCAUCGGGAAGUAAUCCACUCGUUACUCCCACAAAUAAUCCAAAUGUUAUUCGAAAUACUUUGGAUUCGAAGAAAUCGUCACCAGAUGAUGAUUUUUAUGACCAACAAAAUAUCGUCAUUGCAACUGAGUUAACCUCAAUCAAUAAAGUCGACACGACUUAUGAUCUCAAGGAUAAAUUUGUCCGUGAUAAGAAUAAUUCAGUCGUUAAAGAAGUUAAUACUUGCGAAAAUUUCGUAUCUCAUCGCGUAUUGAUGUCGAACAGCCCAAAUUCGUCGUCGACUAAUCAAACGACUUUAACUGCGGAUUUGAAUUCUAUUGUUGAUAUUUCUCCAUUAAAUAAAUUAAAGUUCCCAUAUUUCGGGCAAAUUGAUCUACCGGUUAGUAAUGAUCGUUUUACUCCGCCGGAUGAUGAGGGAACACGUUCAAAAUAUGCCGCCGCUUAUUCGGAUCACAGUAGCGACAGACAAGCAAUUUAUUCUUCUGUUGCGUCAGUCAAUGUUGAUGUUAAUUUGGACACUAUUACGCCACCGAUUAGCCCUAAAAACAUGAUGUUGGAUUUGAGGCAAAAACCAAUCACUCUAAAUGAUGACACAUUAAGUAAUCUCGCGAAUCAUUUUCUUCCUCUUGGUGAUAAACACAGUAAAACGGAGUCGUUAAAUGUUGCUCAAGAAAGUGCUGGUGUUCUUUAUUUCCAACCGUAUUCUAGCAAAGAUGACAUGGAGAAUUCAUUUGAUAAGUUUGAAAAAGGAUUACCAAAAUUAGUUGCCGAACAAACAAAAAAAUCAUCUAUUUUCUCGACUCCGUCGAAAUUCGGUAACUCGUGGGGAGGAAUUCCGUCUCGAUGGUUGUUUAUUUCUAACUUACCAAAAGAUAUAGAGAUUUGUUCUCUGAAAGAAAUUAUUCAGGCGCAAGGAGAAGUGCACAAUAUCUUUGUUAAAUUUUUGCGCUCUCAUGGAUUUGUUUACGCUGUCUUCUUUGACAUACGCGACACUAUUAAAGCGCGAAAAAAGCUUCGUGCACAAACUAUUAAAGGAAAAUAUUUGAAUGUCGAGUUUUGUGCUCGUCCAUUCGUAGAAAAUCCUGGGAAAUUGGAUCACGAAGCCUCCCUUAUAAUCAGCAUACUUGGAAAAAGACUGUCCGAGACCGUAAUAAUGAAUGAAUUGGAGAUUUAUGGGGAAAUCCGCUCAUUCACACCAAUUGAGUCGAAAACUUGUCAAAAGUUCAUGGUUGAAUAUUUUGACACGCGAGACGCCCUCGAUGCGAAGGAGAUUAUGGACUGCAAAACAAAAGCGACUAUCAAAGUUGAUUAUUACAACUAUGAUUCGUGUUCUUGGGAAACGGUACUCGAUAUCUUGCGUCAGAAUAGAGAACAACAGGCAGUUCAGGCUGUUACUUUUCAACUUGAAAGUAGUGCUGAUCGCGAAUCCUUAGCACCUAAUCUUUCUAAUGGAGAGCAAAUUUCAAGUAUGAUUAAAUCAGAUAAAAGUGAUUUGGCUAAUACAGUCGGAGAAAAUUUCACAAAAAGUGGAAAUAAGAAGCAAAUGGGUCCUAAUAACAGCACUAUUGUCGUAUCUGGUGAGAAAACAAUUCCUGACAAAAACACGCUUGAUUUGGAAAAAAUCGCGAGUGGCGAAGAUCAACGCACUACUUUCAUGAUAAGAAACAUCCCAAAUAAAUAUACUCAGCGAAUGUUGCUUGAGACUCUCGACGAGACCCAUAAGAGUCAAUACAACUUUUUUUAUUUACGAAUGGACUUUAAAAACCGAUGCAAUGUCGGUUAUGCAUUCAUUAAUUUUGUGAAUGCAUGUGCUGUCUUGUCCUUCGCAAAAUCUCGGGUUGGAAAGAGGUGGAGUAAGUUCAACUCCGAGAAAGUAUGUGAGCUUGCCUACGCUAACAUUCAAGGCAAGAAAGCUUUGGUCGAAAAAUUUCGGAACAGCAGUGUCAUGGAUGAGCUGCCGGAAUACCGCCCAAAAAUUUUCUUCUCUUCUGGUGCGUUGCGCGGCCAGGAACAACCGUUUCCUGAGCCGAACAACCAUCAAAAGAAAAUGAAGUCUUUGGCUGCUCGGAUUGGUACUGCCAGCUCUUUGAGUGACACUACUUGA
Molecule: messenger RNA, 2214 nt
Organism: Ambispora gerdemannii
Lineage: Eukaryota; Fungi; Glomeromycota; Glomeromycetes; Archaeosporales; Ambisporaceae
Source: the annotation of a GenBank genome assembly